CAGCUUUGGACUCAACCAUAAGCUAAAUACAAUGCUUAAAACAUCUUCUUUGAAACAACUAUCUGCCGCUCAAAAAGAUCUGAUUCCCUUUUUCUACUUUGCUACCUUUAAUGCUUCCCUUUCUCCAUACCCACCCUGGUAGUGGUUUUCAGUUUUUCAAAUUUCAAAUUCAAUUUCUUUGUUUUUCAUCUGGUUUUGUUUUAACCCAUUAAAUUUCUGCAGAUCACCCAUUUCAUUUAGGUUUUUUCAAUUUCUUGCUUUUCUCUAUUCUUCUGUUCUUAGUCCAUUUUGAGUCUAAAAGGAAAAGGGAGAAUUUUUUUUAGUUCCCUGUUUUCCUUCGCAUUCGUUUUCUUUUUAUAUCCUCUGUUUCCUUCUGAACAGAAUUGCCAUGACCAUGGAAAGACUGCAUGAAAACAUCGUUCCUUUUGGAUUCACCAAUGCUGCGGAUAUUAGGUCCUCUCUAUCGCAACUCAUACUAGCAGGAGGCAGCAACACAAUAGAUUCAAUUUUCUCUCAUUGCCCUGCAGCAACAACAACCAUUGAUAGCCCUGUUUUUGAGCCUUUAGGCUCUUCAGUCUAUCUCCGCCAAAGAGAUCUCUUGCAAAAAUUUUGCGAAGAAAACAAAAAGAGCACUAAUUCUUCAUUUUCUCGCAGUUUUCUAACGAAUCCAAUUCAAAGUUCUGUUGGUGCAAGCAAUUAUUCAUCUCCAAACAAGAAGAAAUUAUACAGGGGAGUGAGACAGAGACAUUGGGGAAAAUGGGUGGCUGAAAUUAGACUCCCUCAAAACAGAAUGAGAGUUUGGUUAGGUACUUAUGAUACAGCAGAAGCUGCAGCUUAUGCUUAUGACCGUGCCGCUUAUAAGCUUAGAGGCGAAUAUGCAAGAUUGAAUUUCCCAAAUUUAAAGGAUCCAAGCAAGCUAGGAUUUAUAGACUGUGAUAAACUAAACGCUUUGAAAAGUUCAGUAGAUGCCAAGAUUCAAGCCAUUUGUCAAAAAGUGAAAAGAGAGAGAGCCAAAAAGAGUGCAGCGAAGAAAAAUAAUGUUGAUGCAAAUAUUAGCGAUGGUGUUAAAGCAGUGAAAUUGGAUUCCAAUUCUUCAUCUCCUUCUUCAUCAUCUAUAUCGCCUAAUCUUGUUUUUAAUGAUAAUUGGUAUGGUGAAUUAGUUUCACCAACUGUUUCUGACGACGGGUUUUUGAUGUGUGAGAAUUCUGCCUCCUCUGUUUCUACAGAGUGUCCAGUUAUGGCACCAGAAGACAUGGAAUUUGAAGGUUGUUCGCUUGCAAGACUUCCUUCUUUCGACCCUGAGUUGAUCUGGGAGGUUCUUGCCAAUUGAGACACAUUUCUUGAUUGAGUCUAAAUUAUGAAACUAGAUUCUUGGUUUAGAGAAAUACAUGUUCUUUGCCUCUGCUUUCUUAUUUUUCUUAGUUCUAAGUGUAAAUUGUAGUUUCAUUAGAAUGAUCUAAGUAUGGUUUCUAGUUCUUUAUUUCCUGUUUGGUUACGAAUUUUAGAGGUGGUUUCAAUUUUUGGUGAAGGGUUCUCCUUUGUUUGCAGCUUGGCCUUUUUAUUUUUGUAUGAAGGCAUUGAAGAAGAAUAUGAUCAUACUACACUCGUACCGGUGUCGUAUGAGUAGUCCAUGAUCUUGAGUUUGUAGUUUUUACCUUAGCAGUAAUUCAAAGAAUUUUACAUCUUUUUUUUA
Messenger RNA from Jatropha curcas, 1693 nucleotides. RefSeq names its product Integrase-type DNA-binding superfamily protein. Gene Ontology annotation, biological process: regulation of DNA-templated transcription. The record is from RefSeq and is a predicted model, not a curated record. Gene Ontology annotation, molecular function: DNA-binding transcription factor activity; DNA binding. Lineage: Eukaryota; Viridiplantae; Streptophyta; Magnoliopsida; Malpighiales; Euphorbiaceae.